AUGGCAACUGUGCAAAUGACUCGUCAGCCCCGGCUGGCAGAUGAUGCCGCGACAGCUGCCCUAUAUGUGACAAAGCCUGAACGUAGGGCAUCUCUCCGCGCCCCGACCGCAACCAACACCCAGCACUUCAACACACGCGCGGUCGGUGGUACUCCAAAACUCAGCCACGCCUCCGCUGCCUCCGCUCUCGCGCACGCGAAUCGCAAACCUGUCGAGGUAUGGAGGCCGCCGGCUAGACAGCCUGCCGCUGAGAAGGCUGCAUUAUGCGUGAAGGAUUACGCUCCGCCCAGCAACCCCAACCCACCACCCAGCACAGUGCAGAGGGACUGGGAGCCGCAAUGCUCGCUCUCAGUAACAGAUGGUUACAACUAUACCGCCGUCGGUGGUGACCCGAGGGACAAGGCGCUCAAGGCCGCGUCGGGCGCCUACACGCUCUCGCGUAAGAGAGCCGACUCGGCACCCAGUGAGCCAGGGGUUACCUCCGAAUUACCAUAUGGCCGUCCAACCGAUGGUGCGCGACAGGCUAGCCUGGAAGAGGACCCUCUUGACCACUUAGACCCUGCUAUUGAAGCAAGCCGGAUCCAACAUGCGGCUAACACUAACCCGAAGCUGUAUACUGCAUCGCCACCUGUCCAAAGCGAAAUCGAAGAACGAAACUACCGGAACUCGCAACGCGCUGCUGCCAUCUCAAUGGCAAAGGACAUGUACAAAGUCACCAGCACCAAGAAGGAAUCCGGCCAGUCGCCCGCCCUCAUAGCAGCUCAAAAAGGACAGAGCCAACUGGGCUACCGUAAGACCGUAUCAACCGCGGACGGGGCUGCGCUCCGGCGUGCGAUCGCCCUACAAGAGGCAGCGCAAAAGCGAGCCGCCGAGAAGCUGGCGCUCAUGCAGGAUGAGCAUGCUGACUACCAGCGAUAUUAUGGCACUGCACCUCAGCCACAACGGUCACGCUUGACAACCCGCCGCAAGAGAACUUCAAGCGAUGCGGAUGCCUCUCAGACCGACGCGGAGCAGUCGCGGCAAAUCCGGAGCCAGAUGACCACCCUGCGGACCAAGUUGGAUCAAGUAGAUGAGCAAAAGACAAAGGAUCGUGAAUUGCUUAUGCAGGCUGCCCGCCGCAAUGUGGACCAAACCCUCCAGGACAUGGAGGCACAAGUGUACGCUGACACCGGUCGCCCUCCGCCUUCUGUACAGAAGGAGUGGGAUGAAGUUGCCCAGGAACGCGUGCGACGGGAGGCAGAGGUUUACGAAGACGCUACCACCCGAGGGAAUCGAGUGAACAUUGGCGGCCAAAAAUACAUGGACAUGGCCGAUAUCGACGCCAUCGCUCGAUCGCGCCUCCAGCCUGCUCUAGAUGAGGUUACCGAGGACGCUGAGCUACGGAGAGCCCAUGAUAUCGAAACCCGUCUGGAUGCUGAGGAGGAGCAGAGACAUGCUGCCGUGGAGCGUCAACGUGAAGCUGAGGUGAAGGAGUUGGAGAAGCAAGAAAAAGAUGCAAGCAAGCGCGACAAAUCCGAGGGCAAGGUCCCCAAAUUCUUCUUGUGGCGGAAGAAGGGUAAACGAGCUCGGGUUGAGAAACCUGAGACCGAAGAGGCUCAAGCUGUCCCACCUGUUUCCCAGGAACCUGUCCCCCAGGAACCUGUCUCCCAGGAACCUGUGUCCCAGGGAGCUGUGUCGCAGGGAGCUGUAGCAGAGCAGGCUCCGACUACAGCCGCAGACAGCAAUAUCUCGACCGUGACCAUCCCCGAGCAAGCCUCUAUUGAGACAGAGGACAAUGUUUCAAGGGUCACCAUUCCUGAGGAAACUUCCGUUGUAACAGAGACACCCGAGACUCAACCUUCAAAGCCCGACGAAAACGACGUGCCCGCUGCAGUCCCACGGCGGCCGACACGAAGCCAGACUGAGCCGCCCCAGAUCGAGCAGCGAGACGCCGCCGCCUCAGGCCCAACAAUUGUGCACUACUUCACGCCACCAGUCACAAGCCCGCGCGCCGACACCAAGCUCAAGAACUGGUUCCGCGAUCGUCUCGUUCGCCGCUCCAGUGGCCCGGUCCCCAUCUACCCACACCAGCCGGGCCCGGAGUCAAGCACAGACAACCAACCCGCCUUUCAAGGCGGCGCCACUCUAACCGGUCGUGACGAGCCGCGCCGUGCAGCACUUGGCUCGCACCCCCCCUGGCGUGGCAACGAUCUGGAUGUGACCAAGACUAAAAGUGCCGACUCUGUGCCAAACUCUACCAAGCAAAAUGGCAAUGGUAAGAAGAGGAACCGUCUGAGCAGGACGCUCCUCAGGGCCGUCUCGCGUAGUCCGGAGCAGUCGAACGAUGACGACUCCCGUCAUGAUUCGGGAGUUCAAUCUUCGUCUAAGGAUGUCGGCGGUAAUAUCCAGAGUCUGCAGGAAAGUAGUAUUGGGCAGAGUCUUCCUGUGCCGCCUACUAUUGGCGAGACCGUGAACGGGAGAAGAGAAUCGAGGUUCUCUGAGAAUCUGUGA
Penicillium mononematosum is the source of this 2490-nucleotide messenger RNA. RefSeq lists its product as uncharacterized. Gene Ontology annotation, biological process: eisosome assembly. The transcript has 7 exons. The record is from RefSeq and is a predicted model, not a curated record. The coding region runs from base 1 to 2490 and encodes 829 amino acids. Lineage: Eukaryota; Fungi; Ascomycota; Eurotiomycetes; Eurotiales; Aspergillaceae.